AUGUCCAAAACUUAUAUAUCUGCUAAUUACAGCAUUAUUAAAAGCAAUAUUUUAAAAUUGCUUCAAUCAGGAAAAGACCUUGACACGCAUUCAAAUGAUAGGGAUAUUAUGAUCCUAAUCGAACGUUUAUUGGUGUCACCAGCGUCAGGAACCGCAAAAUCAAUCUGGCCAUACCUCGAAGAGUUAUUAAAAACGCUGUUGAAAGCAUUUUUGUGUGUUAGUAAGCCAGUUAUAUCCAGUUUAUGCAAAACAUAUGAAUUUGUCGGCAAAGAAUUUCUUAAAUAUAUUAUUCAAGUAUGGGGGUGUAUUAUAUUUUGGUUCGAGAAAAUUAACGCACAGUUUCGAUUCUGGUUUGGAAAAAUUGAACUGCAGCUUGAGCCAAGUCUCGAAAUUUUUGUAGUCAAUCCAGGCGUCAAUUAA
Molecule: messenger RNA, 420 nt
Organism: Adineta ricciae
Lineage: Eukaryota; Metazoa; Rotifera; Eurotatoria; Adinetida; Adinetidae
Source: the annotation of a GenBank genome assembly